AUGUACUACGCGACAGCGGGGCAACAAGCUACGCAGCAACCACCAUCGAGUAGAGGGGCGAUCAGUGGGUAUCCUAGAGGUGGACCACCUGGGUUCUCUUCUAGAUCAGCGGACCCAAACGACUUUCCAGCACUAGGAUCACAUCCAUCAACUUACGCCUCACAAGCUCAACCAUCCGCAGCAGGUUCGAAUACGAUACCUCAGCAACAGCAACAGCAAAUAUACCUGCAGCAACAGCAACAACAGAUUGGUGGACCCCCACCGCCCCCACCUGGGAUAGCUGGACCUAAUCCCAAUUCAUCGGCAAAUCAGGGACAAGCGCAGACUAACGGACCUGCUCAAGAUGAUUUUCCAGCUUUGAACUCUGGCGGAGGUGAUUCGAAGGAUGCUAGGUUAUCGAAUUAUUUGCGAAAUCAACCUAAUCCCGCACAAGGUACAUCCUCACCUAGUUUACCAAAUGGGAUAACGUCCUCGCAAAUACCCCCAUCAUCGACAUCAGCAUCGCAAUCUACUAAUGCUACACCCUCGACUAACCCUCCACAGGUGUUACAGAAUCUAGGUAACAAUGCAGUAUGGCAACAACAGCAGCAACAGCAACAGCAGUCCAACGAACCGCUAACGAGACCUAUACAGCAAAUACUGAGCUCACCGGUGGAUAAAUGGGGAUUGAAAGCUUUGCUGUAUGAGAUUCAGAUGCAUAUGAAUAAGACGGAUAGAGGUAUGCUGGUUUUUGGAGAAGAAUUGGAAGAACUAGGUAUGGAUAUCAGUGGUGAAGAAGCUCUGUACCCAUCAUUUGUUACUCCAUGGGCAGAUGCAACCUCCCUAACUCAACCGCCGAGGAUCGAAGAAUCGUAUCACAUCCCACAAUGCUACAACGUGCAUGCACCUCCUGUAUCGACGAAGUUACCGAACUUUACGGAAGAUACACUGUUCUUGGCAUUUUAUAUGUCACCGGGAGACGUGUUGCAGCUGGAGGUCGCGGAGGAAUUAUACGCAAGAGGAUGGAGGUAUCAUACCGAUCUUCAGACGUGGAUAACAUCACCUACCUUACCUUCUAUUGACUUAGUCUCUCUACAACAGAGUUCGAAUGAAGGAUCUCCCCAAUGGAUAAGAGGACCAUUCAUGUACCUAGAUACUAGAACUUGGACAAAACAACGUACCAACGAAGAAUUUACCAUCGAUGCGAACCUUUUGGAAAUCACUCGACCAGCUUCGGUCAUUGUAUCAGAAGAGAAGUCACAGACACAUACGCCAAGUUCGCCUGGCGGUUUGGUGAACCCAACUUCGUCAAAUCAGAGUCAAUCAAGUCAAAGUCAAGGUCAGAACCAGAACCAGGCUUAUACUAGAUAG
Messenger RNA from Kwoniella botswanensis, 1350 nucleotides. RefSeq lists its product as uncharacterized. NCBI's taxonomy places the organism in Eukaryota, Fungi, Basidiomycota, Tremellomycetes, Tremellales, Cryptococcaceae. The coding region runs from base 1 to 1350 and encodes 449 amino acids. Gene Ontology annotation, cellular component: P-body; CCR4-NOT core complex. The record is from RefSeq and is a predicted model, not a curated record. Gene Ontology annotation, biological process: nuclear-transcribed mRNA poly(A) tail shortening; regulation of DNA-templated transcription. The transcript has 5 exons.